AUGUUGGAUACGGUGUGGCCAUUUGCACGUGAUUAUGUGUUUCCACUAAUAAUGGGAGCAGUGAACAUGAUCAGGGGCGUCCGAAACGAAAUUGAUGACAUUCAAAAUGAACUAGGACGCUUUGAAGCCUUCAUCAAUGAGCAAGACAGAAAGGCUGAAGCUGAAGAUGACGAAACACGUGACAGAAUCAUAAACAGGGUGAAGUUGGUGAGAGAAGCAGUUUUUCGCAUGGAAGAUGUCAUUGAUGAAUAUGUUUCCGGCGAGGAACAACAACACCAGCCUUCGGAUCCUGGCUGUGUAGUUUUACCAUGUGAGCCUGUUGAUCACUUCAUCAAAACUAUGAUCCCUCGUCUUCAAAUAGCAUCUAAGAUUAACGGUGUUAAAUCACAAGUUCAUGAAAUCAAGGAAAGAUAUGAAAGAGAUGGCUUCCCAAUUCAAUCUUCUUUGGAACAACCACCAGAAAGUUCUAGAGGAAACCAAGACCUCGCAUCGCAUUACCUAAAAGAGCUUCCUUUAUACAUUGAGGAAGCUGAUGUUGUGGGCUUUGAAGCCCCUAAAGCUGCUUUGAUUGGUUUGUUGGUAAAGGGAAGAGCAAAGCGCACUAUCGUCUCUUUGGUAGGAAUGGGAGGGCAAGGCAAAACCACUCUUGCCAAAAAAGUUUUUGACAACAAAGAGGUGAUUGGGCACUUCAAUUGCCAUGCAUGGGUGACAGUAUCUCAGUCCUACACUGGGGAUGGAUUGUUGAGGGACAUGUUGCAACAAUUUUGCAAUGAAAAGGAGGAGAACAAACCUGCCAAUAUUUCUACAAUGAAUCGAGCUUCAUUGAUAAAGGAAGUAAGGAGGUACUUGCGGCAAAAUAGGUAUGUUAUCUUCUUUGAUGACGUAUGGAAUGAACAUUUCUGGGAUCAGAUUCAAUUUGCUUUAAUUGAUGAUAAAAAUGGAAGCAGGAUAUUUAUCACAACUAGAGACAUGCGUGUUGCAAGUUGUUGUAAAAAAACUUCUUUUGUUGAAUUGCAUGAGCUACAGCCAUUAACUCCUGAGAAAUCUUUGGAGUUAUUCUGUAGGAAGGCAUUCGGAUCUGAUCCCAACGAAUGUUGCCCACAAGAUCUUAUGGGUAUAUCUUCUGAAAUUGUUAAAAAAUGUGAGGGUUUACCUCUAGCAAUUGUGGCCAUUGGUGGUCUUUUAUCUACCAAAGAUAAAUAUCCAUUAGAAUGGGAACUUUUUAGCCAAGAUCUAAGUUUAGAGUUGAAGAAGAAUUCCCAUAUAGAUGCUGUAACAAAGAUUUUAGCUCUCAGCUAUUAUGAUUUGCCUUACUAUCUCAAGCAUUGCUUCUUGUAUUUCGGAAUAUAUCCGGAAGACUAUGAAGUUAAAGUAAAAAGAUUGUUUCGGCAAUGGGUAGCGGAGGGAUUUGUCAAAAAGGAAGGGGAAAAAACUUUGGAAGACAUUGCAAAAAAAUAUUUAACAGAGUUGGUUAAUAGAAGUUUAGUGCAAGUCUCUUCGUUUACCAUUGAUGGUAAAAUUAGAAGUUGUCGCGUUCAUGACCUAUUGCGCGACAUGAUCCAUAGAAAAUCUAAUGAUUUAAGUUUUUGCCACUUUAUUGGUAAAGAUGGUGAGCUAGACUCAAGUGGAAUAAUUAGGCGCCUAUCAAUAUCAAGGGGUGCUUUUAGUUCAAUGAGCAGUACUGAAAACAUGAGAAGUAUUGAAAGCUCAGACAUUCGAUCACUAUUUGUUUUUGAAGGUGAAGAUUUACCUGAUGAAUUUGUAAGGAGAAUCCUUACAAAACACAACCCAUUGAAGUUACUUGAUUUUCAAGAUGAACGUCGUUAUUUUGAGAAACUACAAAUUGAGGAAUCACUUCUUGAAUUUAGAAACAAGCAACUUGAUUGUUUUAUUGAGAGCUUGGGGGAUUUUAUUCACUUGAAGUAUUUAAGCUUAAAGAGUGCAAUUAAACUGACUAAUCUUCCAAAAUCAAUUGGUAAGCUUCAGAACCUGGAGACCUUGGAUAUAAGGGGUACAUAUCUCCAUGAAUUGCCGAGGGAGAUUAGCAAGCUUAAAAAGUUACGACAUCUUCUUCUGAGUGAUAAGACGUCUUUAAUUCAAUUGGAGGAUUGUAUUGGACUCAUGACAUCCCUACAAACGUUGAAAGAAGUGAAUGCUGAUGGAGUUGGAGUGAAUCUAUUUAGAGAGCUGGGAAAGCUAAGGCAGGUAAGGGAGUUGCGCAUCACUGGUGUUAGGGAAGGUGUUAGGGAAGAACACAAAAGUGCCCUAUAUUACUCAAUAAAUGAGAUGCGAGACUUGGAAAAACUAUAUAUUAUGAUAGGUUAUGGCAUUGAUUUUCCAUUCCCACCUCGUAAACUUCAAAAGCUUGUUAAAUUGUCCUUAACAUCCUCCAGUCUAACUGAUGAUUUAAUGAAAUCACUACAACAUAUGCCAAAUUUGUACUUCCUCAGUCUCAGGUGCUCUGGAUAUAAAGGUGAAAGUUUGCAUUUUCAAGAAGGGGAGUUUCAGAAACUCAAGGAACUAUACCUCGAAGGUUUAUUGAACUUGAAUUCCAUCUUUAUCGACGAAGGAGCAUUGCCUUCGCUGGAGAAGUUCCGGUUAUAUAGAACUCGUGACCUCAAGACGGUGCCCUCUGGCAUCCAAUACUUAAAGAAACUUGAAGUUCUCAAUAUGGUUAACAUGUCAACAGAAUUUUAUCAGAGCAUUGAAGCUGAUGGAGGAGAAGAGCAUCCGAUUCUCAAGCAUGUGCCCCUUGUCAGAAUUACUGCCUACCAUCAACAACGCGUAGAGAAAACCCUCAUUAUUCAGCACUCAAGGAGUUGA
Gastrolobium bilobum is the source of this 2823-nucleotide messenger RNA. RefSeq names its product disease resistance protein RPM1-like. The transcript has a single exon. The record is from RefSeq and is a predicted model, not a curated record. Gene Ontology annotation, molecular function: ADP binding. Lineage: Eukaryota; Viridiplantae; Streptophyta; Magnoliopsida; Fabales; Fabaceae. Bases 1 to 2823 code for a protein of 940 amino acids. Gene Ontology annotation, biological process: defense response to other organism.